AUGUCGCACGCAGGCAACUACAUCAAAUCAGGCAUGGCCUUCCUCAACAAGCUCGAGGAAGGCAAGCCCCAUACUUCCGUCACAGACUGGAUCGAGGUGCUCUCGGGGGAUAGAUACGAUGAGCUCAGUCUGGAUGGCAUCCCCGAGCUCGUGGAGAGUGUCAAUAUCCAGGGAGCUAUCGGAACACAGGAAGCAUCUAGGGCGAUCCGCAAGAAGCUCAAGUACGGAAACGUCCACCGUCAGAUCCGCGCCCUUGUGCUUCUUCGAGCACUGACCGAGAACGCCUCGAAAGGUUUCCAGCUCAACUGGGCCAACCCGCAGAUCGUCGAAAGGCUCAAGGAGAUGGCUACUGAUACCCUGCUCGACCCGAAAGUCAAGAAGAGGCUUAUGCUCGUCUUUCACGCUUGGUCUAUCCAGUAUGCGGGCGAGAGUCGGAUGGCGCAUAUCCAGCGGAUGUAUGGCCAGUACAGCGGUCAGCCUGUCCGAAGGGGCUCAGUGGCACCCGUCUCCAACACCUCUUCCGGAUACGCCUCCACUCCCGCCUCGCCCACCUCGGCCGCCCCUCGCUCCCGGCACGCCUUUGGCGACAUUGACGAUAUCUACGGCCACAAGUGGGAGCCAUCCGCUGGCGCCCGCGCGGGCGGAAACAACUACUCGGACCUCGCAGCCGCCAAGGCGGACGCUGAGGCGCGUCGGGCAGCCCGAGACCGCCAGAUUCUCAUUGAGCAGCGGGAGGCUGAGCUCGAGCGCCGCGAGCGCGAGAUGAAGCGCAAGGCCGACAUGGCUGCUUUGGAGAUGCGGCGGCAGAAGGACGCGGCGGAAGAGGCGGAGCGAAGGCGGGUCAUGAAGGAGAACCAGAAGAAGGGGGGUCCGGCGGCCAAGCCGAAGCCGAAGCCCAAGUUCGACCUGCAAAAGGAGAAGCCGAACAUCAUGGUCAGCGUGGCGACGGCGCUGCAGGCCGCUAAUAACUUGGUCAACUCGAUGAGGCACCUGAAUCGAGAGCACGAGAACUUGGUCGAGAGCCCUCGAGUCCAGGACAAUCUCGACAAGGCAAAGGCUGCCCGCCGUACUGUCAUCCGAUAUGUCCAGGUUGUGAACGACGAGGAGCUCGUCGGUACGCUGCUUGAGGCGAACGAGCGGGUCGUCGAGGCUAUCCAGAUGUACGACAAGCUCUCCAAGCCCGCCGCGCUCGACUCUGACUCGGAGAACGAAAGCGACGGCAAGAAGGCCAACGCCGAGAAGGAGAUGGACGCCCUCACCCGCCGUAUGGAGGCACAGCGGCUCGAAGCUCUGCGUGGAAACGAGAUGCAAAAGAUGCAAGAGAGGCAGAAGCGCGAGUCGGCGCGCGAGCAGCAGAGGCGCGAGAAGGGCAAGCCGACCCGGUAUGAGCAGGCGUACGGGAGUGGGGGUGGGUCGGGGUACGGCAAGGAUCUGGCCGAUCUGGACUUUGGGUCGGGAGGCGGGAGUGGCGGUGGAGGUGGAGGUGGCAAGGGGCUGCCGAGGCCGCUCAGCCCCGAUUCGGACAGGGGGAGUUAUGGUGGCGGGAACCUCUCGGACUUCUCAGACAGCAAUGUUGACUAUGACUCCUCGGACGAGGAAUACCGCCGGUCCACCCAGUCCAGGCGCCAGUCGCAUGUCCCCUCGAGCAGCCGCUCGCAGUCUCGCCGACAGAGCAUGUCUCAGCCGCAGCAGCAGCCGCAGAGGCGUGCGGCGCCUGCUCAGCCGCAGCAGUACAAGAGUUUGUUGGAUGACGAUCCGUUUGCGGACGACGGGGAGACGCCGGUGCAGGAGAACAAGAGGAUGCAGUGGGCGGAGAUCUAG
Molecule: messenger RNA, 1821 nt
Organism: Dioszegia hungarica
Lineage: Eukaryota; Fungi; Basidiomycota; Tremellomycetes; Tremellales; Bulleribasidiaceae
Exons: 9
Coding region: 1-1821 (606 amino acids)
Biological process (GO): endocytosis; actin filament organization; actin cortical patch localization
Cellular component (GO): actin cortical patch
Molecular function (GO): ubiquitin binding; phosphatidylinositol binding
Source: RefSeq, a predicted model, not a curated record